Phasianus colchicus (ring-necked pheasant) is the source of this 866-nucleotide messenger RNA. Lineage: Eukaryota; Metazoa; Chordata; Aves; Galliformes; Phasianidae. The record is from RefSeq and is a predicted model, not a curated record.
CCCGCGGCUCCCCACGGGCGGCGGCGUUGCCAUGGCGACCGCGCCGCGCAGCGCCGCCAUGGAGGUGACGGGCAGCCGCUUCUGCGGCGGCACCGAGCGCGGCAGGAUGGAGGGAUGGGGCUCCUACACGCUGCCCACCGGCACCGAGUACCGCGGCGAGCUGCGGGACGGCGCGUUCCACGGCCGGGGCGCGCUGCUGUUCCCCGGCGGCGGCAUCUUCCGCGCGGUGUGGCACCGCGGGCUGCCCGCGGAGGGGAGCUUCACUUUUGCAGACGGCCUCGAAUACGCGGCUGAAAGGUGGGAUUACUGCGACGGCUACGACAGGAGGUUCUACAGCGAGAUCCGCUCGGGGCUCAGAGCCGCAGGCAUUUCUCAGCUUACCAAUCUGGAUCCUCCCCGACAAAUCCCAGCAGGAUGUUACGACUGUGGUGAUGGAUUCUAUAAUCCUGAAACCAGAAUUGUCACUGACUACGAGCUGAAGUUUCUGAGAAAUGCAGGGAAAGGAAUGGCAGUGAGCUGUGCAGCAUUCCUCUGGACAACUGGCAAGCCGUGUUGUGACCCAGCACAGAGCUCAAGCAUCUGCUUGUCUUCAAGUGUGAGAACAGCCCCUUUUAUUUAAAUGGGCUUUAGGGCUCAUACGUUGCUAAAUAGGAAACUGUCUUGUCACACUCUAGAGCUGUGUUCUGAGACAAAUCUGACAAAGACUGAGUCUCAUGGAUCCGUCCCCAGAUCAAUAAACCUUGAUGAAAAUCCGUUCUCAUCAAGUCAAAAGGGAAGCAUUAUAAAUAAUAUGCAAACAGAAGAACCCCCGACAGCUGACACCAGGGUAACUCAAAAAGAUAAUCUGACCUGAAACAAGUACUUUG